This is a messenger RNA of Thlaspi arvense, 1785 nucleotides long. NCBI's taxonomy places the organism in Eukaryota, Viridiplantae, Streptophyta, Magnoliopsida, Brassicales, Brassicaceae. The record is from the annotation of a GenBank genome assembly.
AUGGUGCUCUUGAAACCUUCUACCUUAUCAAAAUCCUCUAAGCUCCGCCCACAACAGGAGGGCUUCUCCGAGUCUCUAAUCGGCGACAGCGUUGAAGCAGCCGACGCUUUCAUACGCCAAUGGGUUUCUCCACAUCCCCACGACUCUUCUUCUUCUUCCUGCAGCAUCUCUUCGCUUUUCGCCGCCGACAACCGCGGAGAAGGCAGACGCUUCCUCGAUGCUCUCGGCAGGUUACAGUACGCGAUUCAGAGUGUGAUCUUGGUGAAUCCUGGCUCCGCUAAGCUUGCUCGAGCGCAGGAAUUGAUGCGGACAGCUAUGAAGCAUUUGCAGAAGGAGUUUUAUCGGGUUUUGAAAUCUAAUCGGCGAUUCUUGGAUCCUGAAUCCGUCUCCAGCUGGUCUUCGGGAUCUUCCGACUCCAUCACAACGACGAGAACAAGUGGAAGCCCUGAAGGAGAGCUUGAUUCUGAAUCUUCGACGGAAUUGGGUAGCGAGAGAGGAGGAGAUGCUGAAGCUAUUGUGGAUUUGAGGAUGAUAGCGAGUUGCAUGGUUUCCUCUGGUUACGACAAGGAUUGUGCUAAUAUUUAUAAGAAAUUCAGAAGAAAGAACAUCGUCGACGCUUUGUCUAAUCUAGGGUUCGAGAACUUACCUUCCGCGCAGAUGCAGAAACCGGAAUGGGAGAUUCUGGAAAAGAAGAUCAAAAGUUGGCUGCGGGUUGCCAGAGUAGCAAUCACUCUGUUCAACGGAGAACGAAUCCUCUGCGACCACAUUUUCUCCUCCUCCGUCUCCGUCGCCGAGUCUGCAUUCGUGGAGAUUACGCUACAGAGCGCGUUAAACCUCUUCGUCUUCCCGAUAACCGUGGCCAAAUGCAGAAAAACCGCAGAGAAAAUCUUCCCUACGCUUGACGUUUACCAGACCAUCUUGCACCUGAUUCCCAAAAUCGAGCAGAUCUUCAGCUACGAUGCAACCGCUUCCGUCCGAACGCAGGCGGCUGAAUCUCUGGAAAAACUCGGCGAAUCCGUGAAUUCUAUGAUGAUCGAAUUCCAAUCGUCGAUUACAAAAGAGUCCUCGAAAUCGCCGAUUCCUGGUGGCGGAGUCCAUCCGCUCACGAGGUACGUCAUGAACUUCAUCGUUUUCCUCGCAGACUACAGCGACUCGCUCACCGCCAUUCUCAAGGACAAGGAGUCCUCGCUGCCUUUACCGGAGGAUUACUUUAGCAGCGGCGGCGGCAGCAACAACGAAGAAAAUCCCGGGAAAAAUGGUUCUCCGAUGGCGGCGAGGCUCGCGUGGUUGAUACUCGUCUUGCUCUGCAAAAUUGACACCAAAUCUCGGCUCUACAGCGACGCGGCUCUGUCGUAUCUCUUCCUCGCCAACAGCCUCCGGUACAUCCUGAUCAAGGUCCGUACAUCGAACCUGAGGGUCGUGCUGGGAGACGAUUGGGUGGCAAAUCACGAGGUCAAGGUGAGUCAGUACCUCGAGAAGUACGAGAAGAUGGCGUGGGGAGAUGUGAUUACGUCACUCCCCAGAGAUUCAAUGGCGGAGGCGAAGGCUGAGGGGUCUCUGAGACGGUUCAACGAGGCGUUUGAGGAGGCCUUUAAGAAGCACAAGACUUGGGUCGUACCCGACCCGAAAUUGAGAGACGAAAUCAAAGCCUCCAUAACGAGAAAGCUCAUGCCCGGGUAUACGGGUUUCUACAAGAAGUAUCCGGUCGGGUCAUUCAAGAUUGUCAGAUUUACCCCUGAAGAUCUCAAUAGUCACAUAUCUGACCUGUAUAUUGGCUUGGGUUGA